AAAUUGAUGCGCGCUCGGAUGUCAUCCAUAUAUUCUUUUUUAACCUCCUUGAUAUGAUCAAAUCAACAUGGACUUCCGUUCCUGAAAAAAUUACGUCGGUAGGACAAGGAUUCUCAGUGAUCCAAUAUAUACAGUUUGACAAUGUAGAAAUGAAAUGCAUCAGGGCAUUGGUUAGUAAGUGCCCUGGCCUGCAUUAAAGUCUUCGGCCUGUAAGCAAAAACUACCCGGCCUGGCAUCGGUUAGGAAAUGUACGAACAUGUACACACAUACAAAUGUAACAAGUGCUUCCGAGCAUGAACAGGCUUGCGCUACGUCACUUUAGUACUUGACCAAUCAAAGCACACGGUCUUUAAUUGCCCCAAAUUAUCUCUCCUGUAUGUACCCAUCGUCACGUCAUGAACAUUCCGUCACACGAUGAAUUAAUAAUUCACGUUUUAAUUUCGCAAAGUGAUCGGGGCGGGGUUUUCUCCUUUGUUUACACAAACGACAGAAGUGAUAAUUACACCGCCGCAUGUUGCGGUGUGUGGAGACUAUUGUGGACCUGCUCACCGGACUGUGCGCCUGCCUCUGCAAGGGAACCGAAUACUGGGAGUUCGACAAGCGGAUCUGUGCGCACGCCAUGGUCGAUCAUUUGACAGACGAGCAGAUAGAGGAGAUCAAGGACGCGUUUGUGUCCUUCGACAAGGACAGUGACGGUCUGAUCGCCACGAAGGACAUCGGGUCCGUGAUGAGAUCGCUGGGACAGAAUCCCACCGAGCCAGAGCUGAACGGCAUGAUCAACCAGGUGGAGAUUGGGGCAGGGAAGUUCAAGAUCGACUUCCCCGAGUUCCUGGACAUGAUGGUCGAGCAGAUGGAGAACCACAGCAGCGAGCAGGAGAUCGCUGAGGCCUUCAGGGUUUUCGACAAGGACGGCAACGGUUUUAUUAGCGCGGAGGAACUCCGUGACAUCAUGAAGAACCUGGGCGAGGCGAUGUCCGUGGAUGACGUGGAUGAGAUGAUCGAGGCGGUGGACACGGACGGAGACGGACAGAUCAACUUCGACGAGUUUGUGGCGAUGAUGACGGGAAAGUUUUGAUCUCCUACUGAACCGACCGGCCAAUGGCGUCCUCUCGUAUCCAUGGCAGCUUCUUCACUCUGGGUGGAACCUUUAAAUACUGAAUCUGAAUCUCCGAAUGUCUAAACUGUUUUUGAUCCCAUCUUUGAUCAUACUUUUCUCAUUUUGGUAUUUCAACUAAACGUGUAUUAAAAGAUUAACAUUCUUAGAACUGACCUGAUGCAAUUGUUUUUGUAUCAUUUUAAUAGAUUGGUAAGUUGAGGCUUUAUAAAGCUUCUUCGUUGUACUGCUCUUCAAACACCAUAAAAGAAAUUUGAGUCAAAAUGUGUUAGAGACGGAAGUUGUAUGUAAAACUCAUAGAGGCUGAUAUACACCGCAUCAUCUUAGAAUAUAUAUAUCUCCUAUGUUUGAUGAUAUGAGACAACUUAUCUGCAUGGGCACAAACAAGUAUAUGAGACAACUUCAAGUAUUUAAAUUAUCUUUAAUUCUUGAAACAGAAGAAAAUGGCUACAGUGGUUGCAUGAUAACUUAUAGUAGCUCAGGACACAAAUUUUGAUACCAUACCUUCUACAUACAAUUAUCAAGUGUACCUUGAAAUGUACUCAUAUAGAUACACACAAAACACUAAUAUCACAAUAUAUAUAUAUAUCUUUGUAUAUACAUGUUUAUAUGUCAUUUUGGUGAACAAUGAAAUAUCAUACCUUUUCAAACAUUGUUGUGCUGGUGCAAUAUAAUACCCAUCAAACAUGCAGCAUAUGAAAUAAAUACCUCCACUCCCCUUAUUAUUAAACAACCAUACCUGGAUGCCAGAUACACCCAGGCUAUUGGGUACACCCAGGCUAUUUGGGUACACACGUACCCAGGCUAUUGGGCACACCUAUGCUCCUGGAUACACCCAGGCUAGUAGGUACAUGUACAUAUGUUCAAACGAAUUCCUAACACAUACUCUUAUGCUCAUCCUACUACCUGAGCUACACUUUUGGACAAAAUCAGGAAGUUCUAUACAUUUGCACCUAUUGCUUCAACAGAACUUGUGCUAACAAGUCUUAUGGUUACAAGACUGAGACUAGGCUUGAUUAUAUAGCAGAGACCUCAAUUUGUUCCUUGGAAAUGAUACAGAAAAAUUCAGAAAAGUCAUCAUCGCAUGUAGUCUCCCAUUGCUUAAAGUCAAACACCUUGUACGUGUUACAACAGUUUCAACCUCAUACAUAGAACACUGCUAAUAUCUAUUUCCCCUUCUACCAUGAAAUUAAGUUAUUGCAAACUUAAAAUCAAUUUAAGAUAACUAGUUUCAGUUGCCCCUUCUGCAGUAUUCUUCAAAUAGCCUCGACAAAAGUCUAAACUAAGUCAACAGCCUUUUGACAGGAUGUUCUCCACAAAAAGGACAUGCAAUUUUGUUACACCCUUGUAGUACACCAUGGAUAGUGAGUGAGUGAGUAACACAAGUGAGUGUAUAACACAUCUUUCAGCUUGAAUUGGGAGCAGAUACAUGUUUCAGUUUAUUUACCUCGGCACUUCAUUUGGCAAAACAACUUUGUAUAAUUACCAAACAUGGCAAGUUUUCAGAGCUCUUUCAUGACGAUCCUUAUUGGCCACUUUUGAUU
Molecule: messenger RNA, 2658 nt
Organism: Branchiostoma floridae (Florida lancelet)
Lineage: Eukaryota; Metazoa; Chordata; Leptocardii; Amphioxiformes; Branchiostomatidae
Product: calmodulin-like
Exons: 6
Coding region: 512-1075 (187 amino acids)
Molecular function (GO): calcium ion binding; enzyme regulator activity
Source: RefSeq, a predicted model, not a curated record